This is a messenger RNA of Colletotrichum spaethianum, 4527 nucleotides long. RefSeq names its product ATP-binding cassette transporter abc4. The record is from RefSeq and is a predicted model, not a curated record. Lineage: Eukaryota; Fungi; Ascomycota; Sordariomycetes; Glomerellales; Glomerellaceae. The coding region runs from base 1 to 4527 and encodes 1508 amino acids. Gene Ontology annotation, molecular function: ATP hydrolysis activity; ATP binding; ABC-type peptide transporter activity. The transcript is spliced from 5 exons. Gene Ontology annotation, cellular component: fungal-type vacuole; membrane. Gene Ontology annotation, biological process: transmembrane transport.
AUGAUGGAUUUCUUUUACGAGCGUGCCUUUGUGCUCGCCGCCACGGCGCGCUCGCAUUCUCAGACCCUUCUGGUGAAUAUCCAGAGCCACGGACAACUCUCCUGGGUCGACGACGUCACCCAGUUCGCCGACUCGGACUACCUCCAGGUUUCUGUCCUCGUCUUUUCCGCCCUCUGGACCGCCUCCCGCCUCCUUCGCCGCCGCGCCAAGCCGUCGUCGUCAUCACCAUCACGGCCCGCCAUCCGUGCCGCAGCCAUCCGAUGGCCCUGGGAGCUUGCCUCCCAGCUUUCUCGCGCCGCAGCCCUGGCCUUUCUCGCCCUCGCCAGCGCCCGCGGCCAGACUCCAUGGAUCAACGCCUUGGCGGUGGCCUACGCCUUCGUUCUCGGCCUCUUGAGGCUCAUCAACGACCUGCAGUGGCGGCACAUCGCGCUGCACCAGGUCAACUUUGUCAUCUCGGCCGAGCUGCUGAUCCUGACCGCGUCAUCGGUCUUGCCGUGCAUUGAAGCGUCGACCGAGUGCGCCAUCGCAACCCCGGUCAGGGGCGGCCUUGCGAGCUUGGCGGCUGCCGUCGUCAUCGCCAUCACCACGCCGCGGGAAUGGGUGCCUCCGUCGCUGACGCACGACGUGCCGGAAGGGUACGAGGCCCGCGGGCCCGCGCCCGAGGAAAUUUGCAGCUGGGCAACGUACUAUCUCACCUUCGAGUGGCUCACGCCGUUGAUGUGGAAGGGCGCGCGCAAGGAGAUUGCGCUCGACGACCUGCCCCGCCUGCCGUGGUACGACGAGCCGCUGCUGCUGCUGGACAAGAUCAAGAAGGCGAGGGUCAAGGGCGUGACAACGACGUGGACGCUCUUCUACUUCCUGCGCAGCGAGGUGACGCUCAUGGCCUGCUACAUCUCCACUGCGUACGCCUGCGAGCUUAUUGCGCCCUACGGUCUGUACCAGCUGCUGGCUUACCUCGCAGACCCCAAGGGCGCCCUGAUUCGCCCCUGGCUCUGGCUGCUGCUCAUGUUCUGCGGCCCGCUAUCGCGUUCCGUCUUGUUCCAGCAGUAUGUCUUCACGUCGACUCGCUUGGUGGUCCGCCUGAGGUCCGCCUUGACUCAAGAGCUGUACCACCGGGCCAUGGGUUCCAUGGAGCUUGAAGAGGAUAUAUUUGCGCCCAAGGGAGACUCCGAAAAAGACAAGCAGAAGAAGGAUGCGAAGCCGGGCCAGUCCACGACCUCGGCCGGCCGCUUGGCCAACCUCAUGGCUGCGGACGUACAGGCCAUCUUUGGUUCGCGAGAUAUCGUCAUGGUCUCCAUGGGUGUGCCCACGGGCACCAUCAUCGCCUUUGUCGGCCUCUACAAGAUGCUCGGAUGGCCCGCCCUCGUGGGCACGGCUAUUCUAUUCCUCGCUGCGCCCAUGUCCGUCUUUGUGGCACAGCUGAUGGCCAAACAGACCAGGAAGGCAAGAAGAGCGCAGGACUCUCGCAUCUCGCUCGUGUCGGAAUACCUUGCCUCCAUUCGCGCCGUCAAGUACUUUGCGUGGGAGGAUGCCAUCAUCAAGACCAUUGAGGAAACGCGUGCCAACGAGCAGCGGGACCUCUGGCGCGUGUCGCUCAUCUACGUGACGCUGAACCAGAUCACCGCCCUCAUGCCCUACAUUGCCAUGAUUUCCAUGUUCACCCUCUAUGUGGGCGUGCGCGAGCAGCCCCUGACGGCCGCCACGGCCUUCACGACGACCUACCUCGUCAAGACCAUCCGCCGCAACGUGACACAGCUCGGCUUCCUGUCGAGGAACAUCACGAGCGCCAUGAUUGCCAUUGGCCGUCUGGAUCAGUACUUCCAAAGCACAACGCCGCUGGAGCAGUACCCCGAGGGGAGUCUCCAUAUCCAGGACGCGACGUUCCGGCGGAAUAAGGCAGCCUCGUUCCAGCUCAAGAACAUGUCGAUUGAUUUCGUUGACGGCGGACUCAACGUCGUAUCUGGCGCCAGUGGUAGCGGUAAGACAACUCUGCUGCUGGCGAUACUGGGAGAAACGAUCAAGGAGAGCGGCACAAUCACCCGGCCCAAGGACGUCGCGUUUGCGUCGCAGACGGCGUGGCUCCAGAACGAGAGCAUCAAGGAGAACAUCCUUUUCAAUAGCCCAUUUGAAGCGGUGCGCUACGACAACAUCGUCAACGCAUGCUGUUUGCCUGUCGACUUGCGGGAGAUGGACAACGGUGACCAGACCGUCGUCGGUGAGAACGGUGCCUCCCUCUCGGGAGGCCAGAAGGCGCGCGUGGCCCUGGCUAGAGCGCUGUACUCCAAGGCGCCGCUGCUCCUGCUCGACGACAUCUUCUCGGCCCUUGAUGCGAAGACUGCCGCGUCGCUCUGGGAGCGGUGUUUCUGCUCCGACUUGUUGAAGGGCCGGACUGUUGUGCUGGUAGCGCAGCAGCCUUGGGUUGCCGCACAAGCCGACGUGGCUGUGACGCUUGAGAACGGCGCAAUCAAGGACAUUGCACAGAACAUUGGCGUAGUCAGGCACCCCGUUGCUGUCGCCAAAGACAUUGAGGGCGAGAGCACUGAUGUCUCUGACAAUUCGGAUACAGAAGUCGAGACGCAAACGGAUCCUCUCAACAAUAAGAGUAAAGUCGCGGAUGACAAGGGGACCAAGGACGUGGUGGCUCAAGAGAUGAAAGCUAGCGGGAAGAGCGCCCGUUUGAUGUUCUUCAAGUACAUGACCUACUUUGGCGGACCGUGGUACGCCAUAUUCUGCAUAUUCAUGAUGCUCAUUUCGCAGCUCGCCGUCAUGGGCGGCUCCCUCUGGCUCUCCGUCUGGGUCGAGGCCUACAGCAAGGACGUCGCCGUCGACAUCGCCUUCUACCUGGGCAUCUACGCCGCCUUCACCGUCACCGAGUCGGUCCUCUACGCCGUCGUCUUCCUCGUGUUCGAGAACGGCGCCUGGCACGCCGCCCGCAAGCUGCACAACGACUUCAUCCGCGCCGUCAUGCGCGUCUCGCUUUCGUGGUACAAGAAAACGCCCGUCGGCCGCAUCAUCAACCGCUUCUCGAGCGACAUGUCGUCCCUUGACCUGACCGUCAGCCCGCAGCUUCGCGCGUUCCUCGAGAGCAGCAUCUCGUUAGUGAUCCGCAUCUUUGCGAUCAGCUCCAUCAUGCCCAUCUUCAUGCUCCCCGCGGCCGUGACCUGCUCUAUCGGCAUCGUUGUGGGCGAGAUAUACACGCGCACCGCCGUGACAAUCAAGCGCCUGGUGGCGUCGGCGCAGUCGCCCAUCUUCUCGCAGUUUGCGGAUACGUUGGCCGGGCUGGCCAUCAUUCGUGCGAGGAGCGGCAUGUCGCAGACGUUUGGCGACACGCUGGCGGACAAGAUGCGCGUCUGGUCGCGGGCGGCGGAGGCCAACUUCAACUGUAACCGAUGGGUGGCCAUGCGUGUGGAUGUGGUGACUGCCCUGGUCGGCCUCAGUGCAGGUAUCAUCGCCGUGUCCAAGGCUGGUGUCGUGGGCGCCGGUCUCGUGGGCUUCUCGCUCCAAAACGCCACGGGACUGAGCCAGACCAUCCUGCAACUGGUUCGCAGCAUGAACGACCUCGAGGUGGAGCUUCAAAGUUUCGUUCGCAUCAAGGAGUACGCUAGCCUCGAGGCCGAGGAGAAGGCGGACGACUCCUAUCCCGAGGAGGGCGAGUACACUGACGACCCGUCGCACGUUGUCCCCAAGAAGUGGCCUUCGACGGGCGAGAUCGAGUUCCGCAACGUCACGAUCCGAUACGACGAAGACGGGCCCAACAUCCUCACCGAUGUCAACCUUAAGUUCAAAGCCGGAGAGAGAGUUGCCAUUGUAGGCCGCACCGGUAGCGGCAAGUCUACGCUCGUUCUUUCCCUCCUGCGCUUCACGCACAUCGUCUCAGGCCAGAUCCUCUACGACGGCAUCGACAUCACCAAGAUCCCGCGCCGACGCCUCCGCGAGGCGCUGACCAUCAUCCCGCAGGAGGCCGUGCUCUUCAACGGAACGCUGAAAUCGAACCUCGACCCAACGGGCAAGAUCGCGGCGCCGGUGCUCGAGAGGGCGCUGGAGUCGUGCCAGGGCAUCGCGUCGUUCCAGUACCACUCGGAGGCGGACGCCGACGCCGCGGCGGCAGCCACCGCGGCGCUGGCGCCGGAUGCAUCCGGCCUGGCGCUCUCGACGACGGUCAACGCCAAGGGCGAGAACUUUUCGCACGGGCAGCGCCAGGUGCUCUCCCUGUGCCGCGCGCUGGUCCGGGGCAGCCGGCUGAUGCUGUUGGACGAGGCGACAGCGAGCAUGGAUUACGAGACGGACAAGGGCAUUCAGGCCGUGCUGCGGCGGGAGGUCGACGACGAGCGUACGCUGGUGACGAUUGCGCACAGGCUGAGGACGAUUGCGGACUACGACACGGUGGUGGUCAUGGGCGCCGGGCGGGUCGUCGAGGCCGGCCGGCCGGUGGAUCUGUACAAGGCACGGGGUGUGUUUUACGACAUGGUGUAUCACAGCGGCGAGAGGAGGGACCUAGAGGCGCUCUUCGGAGACGCGAAGGAGUAA